ACAAAUCAAACACUGUAGCACAUGACUCAAGCUGUGACUCUGUGACUCUGUGACUCUGGGCAUUCAACUCACAACCUCGUUUUAUGUUCAUCUUUUGAAUGCACAUUUGUUGGCUCACAUUAAAUGUUUCAAAGCCAAACGAGCAGAGAGUUUGAGACUUAAGACAUAGAUAUUUAUGGAUAACAGUGAAGAGGGCUCUUCUUCUUCAUCAUCAUCAUGCUGCUUGAGUUGUUUUUUCUCAUCUUGGCAACAUGUUGCAUUGGAGAGUCAAAGAGGAGGAAUGUCCUUCUAAUAAUUGCCGAUGAUGCAGGUUUUGAGACGGAGGUGUACAACAACUCCGUGGUCCGAACCCCUCACCUGCUCUCUCUGGCCCAGCGGAGCCUGGUGUUCAGCAACGCCUUCACCUCUGUCAGCAGCUGCUCCCCCAGCCGCUCCACCAUCCUCACCGGCCUGCCGCAGCACCAGAACGGCAUGUAUGGGCUGCAUCAGGGUGUUCACCACUUCAACUCGUUUGACGGAGUACAAAGUCUACCGCUGCUCCUCAGCCAAGCCAACGUACACACAGGUAUAAUUGGGAAGAAGCAUGUCGGCCCUGGAUCUGUUUACCCUUUUGAUUUUGCGUACACAGAGGAGAACAACUCUGUCCUCCAGGUGGGGAGGAACAUCACCCGCAUCAAACUACUGGUCCGCAAGUUUUUCAAGGCGCAUAACGAAGAAGCUUUCGAGCGAAGGCGGAAGAAAGAAGAGAAUACAGACAAUUUAAACGAUGACGAGAGGCCUUUUUUCCUCUAUGUUGCCUUUCAUGACACCCACAGAUGUGGACACUCGCAGCCCCAGUACGGAGCUUUCUGUGAGAAGUUUGGGAAUGGUGAAAUGGGGAUGGGUAGGAUACCCGACUGGACACCAGAAUAUUACACACCAGAACAAGUAAAGGUUCCUCCUUUUGUGCCGGACACACCUGUGGCCCGGGCUGACCUGGCUGCACAGUACACCACGGUGAGCAGGCUGGAUCAAGGUAUCGGUUUGGUUCUCCAGGAGCUCAAAGACGCUGGCUAUGAGAACGACACUCUCAUCAUCUACAGCUCAGAUAACGGCAUCCCGUUCCCGAACGGCAGAACAAACCUGUAUCGCUCCGGGACGGCAGAGCCCAUGCUGGUGUCCUCUCCAGAGCACAGGGGGCGAUGGGGGGACACCAGCCAGGCCUACGUCAGCCUGCUGGACAUCACUCCCACCAUUCUGGACUGGUUCUCUGUUCCCUACCCGUCCUACAGCCUCCCCGGCGACCCCACCGGCCCGGUCCACCUCACCGGUCGCUCCUUACUGCCGGCCCUGGACACUGAGCCCCCCAGCUGGCACACCGUCUACGCCAGCCAGUCCCUCCACGAGGUAACCAUGUUCUACCCAAUCCGCUCCGUCCACCAGGGGGCGUACCACCUUCUCCACAACCUUCACUACCGCAUGCCCUUCCCCAUCGACCAGGACCUGUAUGUGUCACCCACCUUCCAGGACCUGCUGAACCGCACAAGGCUGAGUGAACCCACUCACUGGUUCAAAAGCCUGGAGCAGUAUUACUACAGAGAGCGCUGGGAGCUGUUCGACUCCAGGACGGACCCUCUGGAAACCAGGAACCUGGUGUCAGACCCGUCCUAUAGCAGUGUGCUGGAGAGCCUGAGGCAGAGUCUGCAGAAGUGGCAGUGGGAGACGGGGGACCCCUGGGUCUGUGGACCCGACUACGUCCUGGAGGACAAACUAGAGCCGCACUGCAGACCGCUCUACAACGGACUCUGAUGGACUCGAAUGGUACUUUUACUCAUCUGGAUUGACAUUAUGUCCCUGUAGAUAAUCUCGUUUUUUCUUAUAAAAUAAAUUACAUUUAUUAGUUUUACUUUUGACGGUCAGUGCUGCUUUUAAUGCUCAAAAAUAAACAAAACUUGAAUUGCAUUAAUUCCUAACAUUGUUUUUGUUAAA
This is a messenger RNA of Anoplopoma fimbria (sablefish), 1968 nucleotides long. It is a transcript of the gene sgsh, whose product is annotated as N-sulfoglucosamine sulfohydrolase (sulfamidase). The record is from RefSeq and is a predicted model, not a curated record. Gene Ontology annotation, biological process: glycosaminoglycan catabolic process; heparan sulfate proteoglycan catabolic process. Gene Ontology annotation, molecular function: N-sulfoglucosamine sulfohydrolase activity. The coding region runs from base 217 to 1788 and encodes 523 amino acids. The transcript is spliced from 9 exons. Lineage: Eukaryota; Metazoa; Chordata; Actinopteri; Perciformes; Anoplopomatidae.